CGUCCUGGGUGAAGGAUGGGGCAAGGCUGCAAAGCGAGAGCGAGGAUGCGCCUUGGCAUAGAUGAGCCAAUAAUCCCAACCGAAACAAGCCCGCUACACAACCACCAGCCAGACGAACUGAGGGCAGCAAAAAACAAAUUUUUGUCACGAUUGAAGGAGAGGGCUACUUCAGAAAGAACGAGAGUCUCCGAAAUAUUCGAGGAGGAAGCAAUUAGACAUCCUGAAGCAGCCAGCAACCUAUCAAAAGAAAAUGCCCAAAGGUCGAUGGGGCGGGCCAAGAAGAUCGUGGAGCCCACAGGGACCCCGCACUCAUUGGAGGAGACAAGGGAGCGGCUAGUUGGACGAGGACUCCUCGCAAAAACUAGAGAUGGGGUUGAAGAGUUCCUCCUCGAAGAGGAAUUCAUCGAGGAGGGAUGUGCGAUUGCCAUGGGCUUCGGCAGUAGACGAACAAUUCAAAUAAUGCGGCAGCAUCCGGGAGAAGCUUGUCACAUCUUCAUGGAUGCGACUUUCAAAGUGGUGCCCAAACAACCAGAGAGAUUGCGGCAACUGUUCUCUGUUCAUAUUUUAUUCAGGAAUGUGGUGAGUAUUCCCAGUUGCGUUUUUCUUAUGCAUUCCAAAACAGAGGAACACUACACGAGAAUAUUGAGUUAUUUGAAGGAAAAUAUCAUUACCUGGGAGAUUCAACACAUAAUGACUGACUUCGAGAGGGGCCUGAUGAACGCCAUCAGUCAAGUGUGGCCAUCGCCAGGAACUCAACACCAUGGAUGUUGGUUCCAUUAUUGUCAGUCAAUAUGGAGAGCAGUUGUGAGCUACGGUCUCGUGCAAGCGACUCGUGAGGACCCCGCUCUAAAGCGAGUUAUAAAACUCAUAAUGGCGAUACCACAUUUGCCUGCUGAAGCUGGUAGUAUCCACAGCAAUGAGGUUCCGCCAUUUUCAAUUGCUGAUGGACUGGCAGCUGUGAAACGUUUCGCCAGAGAGGAGAACCUGCUCAACGAAGCACUAGCGCGUGUCUUUGCUUAUGUGAGGAGAUAUUGGCUAUUGAGAGUGGGAGCUCAACGGCUGAGUGUUUUUCGGCUGCCCAACAGAACCAACAACUGUGUGGAAAGCUUCCAUGCGAAGUUGUUGGCGGCUCUUGGGCCACACUUGAAUAUCUUCGAAUUCAUUGGAGGUCUCCAGCGAAUCGAGCAGGAAUUCUAUUUCAAGCAGCUCAGAAAUGACAACAUCCUCGACCUGAAUAACCGUAAUCGCGGGAGGAUGGGUCGUUUAACUACGGCCGGAAUCGCUGACUCAAUGAACUUACUCGUUCGACGACAAAUAAGUUUGAUUGACUUUUUAAAAAGAGUCUCACAUCAGACUGACUCAUUGUUUGAUGUUUUCAACCACUCUCUACAAGCAAACGAGGGAUUAUUCGCGGAAGAACUGGAGGUUGACAUCAGAGAUGAGUGGAUAACUCUAGACGUCGAUGAGGAGGAGGACGAGGAAGAGGUGGUGGUUGUGGAAGAAGCUGCUGCCGUCCCAGCUGUUGCCGAGCCAGUCCCAGAAAGGUUGGUGCAACGAAGACCUCGCGGCCGUGGCCAAUCGCGGGGUCGUCGUGGCCAGCAGCUAAGAGGUGCUCGUGGCCGAUCUCGUCUUCAACAGCGUGGGCAAGGAAUGAACAACUGGCACAAUUUCGGCCGCUGCACCAUCUGUUUGGACCUCGAGUCAACCCAUGCGGCGAUUCCAUGCGGUCACAUCUGCAUGUGCACUCGAUGUGCUAAUCUAAAUAGACAACAUAAUCCACGGGACUUGAGAUGCCCACUGUGCAAUAUUCCAAGCACGGAAUACGUCAGAAUGUGGGCAUCGGAUACUGUGUAG
This is a messenger RNA of Nilaparvata lugens (brown planthopper), 1854 nucleotides long. RefSeq lists its product as uncharacterized. The coding region runs from base 16 to 1854 and encodes 612 amino acids. The record is from RefSeq and is a predicted model, not a curated record. NCBI's taxonomy places the organism in Eukaryota, Metazoa, Arthropoda, Insecta, Hemiptera, Delphacidae. The transcript has 6 exons.